Molecule: messenger RNA, 267 nt
Organism: Eimeria necatrix
Lineage: Eukaryota; Apicomplexa; Conoidasida; Eucoccidiorida; Eimeriidae
Product: small nuclear ribonucleoprotein E/G, putative
Exons: 2
Coding region: 1-267 (88 amino acids)
Biological process (GO): mRNA splicing, via spliceosome; spliceosomal snRNP assembly
Cellular component (GO): precatalytic spliceosome; U5 snRNP; U2 snRNP
Molecular function (GO): RNA binding
Source: RefSeq, a predicted model, not a curated record
AUGCCGUCCGUCAUCGGCAAGGCUGGACCUCCUGCGGACCUUCGCCGCUUCAUGGAGAAGCGCUUGGAUGUUCACCUCAGCGGGGGCCGGCGUGUCGUCGGCGUGAUGCGGGGGUACGAUACUUUCAUGAAUGUUGUUUUGGACAACGCGCUGGAGCUGAGGGGAAGGCCUGGCUCCAAACAGGUGGAAAGGAACGAGCUGGGAAUGGUAGUCAUUCGUGGAAACUCAAUUUUAGACUGGGAAUGCCUUGACAAAGUGCGGCCGUAG